CUCAGCGCCUCCAAGCGUCAAAAAUCUUGGAUUUUGCGAACGGAGAGCUGAGGAGAGCGCCCUCAAGGUUGCUUGAGUAGAUUUGAUUGCCCAUCUACACUCUCUCACGGCAUUUUGAGCUCGAGACCGUUUGGGGUAGUAAAACGGGCAAACUAUUUGUCGUUCUCCGUGCUCAAUUAGCGACAUGUUUGCGAGGAUCACGCUCCGUCCAACUAGUCUUGUGUGGAGUGUCUUCAAGCCACCAGUCUGUCGACAAAUUUCUCGGCGAAGCAUCUCACCAGGUUCCGAUACCAAACUUGCUCCUGGCCUUCUAUUGGUCUCAUCGUUACUUGCUGGGGCGCUCGUCUUCGCGGUCACACAACAGAAUUCGCGGCUCGAUGCUCUCCCUUCCUCCACAGAAGAGAUCGUGCAACGCAGGGAUGAGCAGCGGAUAAUCCAAGAUUCAUAUGCGAAGCAUAUGAAUGACCUUCGAGCGAGUGAGCUGCGGGGCAAAGUCUACACCGCGUCCGGGCAUGUCAUCCGGUUCCAUGGCGUUCAACAUGCAAGCAAUUCUCCUUGCGAGGACGAAAUCGUGCACGGCAUUGCAGAGAGUAGAGGGCCGCAGAAGUGGGCAUACUGGGCAGUGUUUGACGGUCAUGCCGGAGGUGCUACAUCGAAGCUGCUCAAAAGCACGUUGAUCACGGAAGUUGCCAGAGAUCUAACAAAGAUAGCUUCAGACGUAUGUAUCAAUGACAGUAUCAAAAGUACAUUCAAGAGAAUCGACGACCAGAUCAUGCAGCGGGCCUUGGAUGUUCUUCGAUCGGGCAAGGCGGACUCCAAAGCAAGCAAAGACAUCCUGUCGCAAGCCUAUGCUGGCUCCUGUGCUUUAAUCGCCAUGCUCGACCCUUCCCAGUCGAAACUUCGCGUCGCAGUCACGGGAGACAGUCGUGCCGUGCUUGGCCGAUACUCUGAAUCCCAAGGAAUCUACACGGCCAUUCCCAUGAGCGUCGACCAGAACGGGAAGAACCCUGCCGAGAAGCUACGGAUUGAACGAGACCAUCCGGGCGAGGAGAACGUAAUCAGUCCACGAUCGGGACGCAUUCUCGGGCUGGCCAUCUCGCGCGCUUUCGGCGACAGUCGCUGGAAGUGGUCCGAGGAAGACAGCCUUCUCGCAAACGAAAAGUUUAACGGGCCUCGAUUGCGCGGCCUCGGACCACCUGGAAGCGUGAAGACGCCACCGUAUCUGACGGCUGAACCUGAGAUCGAAGAAGUCGCGCUCAAGAUGGGCGACGACGAGCCGAACGCCGAUUUCCUUAUCAUGGCAACCGACGGCUUCUGGGACCAUGUCAGGGCCGAAGACGCGGUCACCUGUGUGGCCGAGUGGGUCAAGCAUCAAGCGUAUAACGCAAAGCACUAUCAGGCCCCCGCUCCGGGCAUCAUGGACGGAAGCGAUCGACGGCUGUUGGGGGCGUUUGGCAAGAAUUCACCUAUUGAGUGGCCGCUGAAGAAGGGUAGCGAUCUGUGGCCCGAUUGGGCCGUAACACCGGAAGACUUUGUUUACGAAGAACACAAUGCGGCGACGCACCUGGUUCAGAAUGCGUUUGGAGGCAGAAGAAGGGGCCUGUUUUGUGGUGCGAUGGCGGAGGUCUAUCCCUUGAGCAGGCAUGCUAGAGAUGAUAUCAGUGUCUAUGUGAUCUUCUUUGGUAAAGUGCAUGGGAAGAGGAUUUUCGAUGAGCCCAGUCUUCGGAUUCUAUAGUCUCAGGUGUGGCUAUAGACUACAGUAGCAAGUUCGUCGGAUCUGUUUUCUCCCCAAUGUGAGCGGGGAUGUCUACGCAACUGUUUCCCACCGCAGGGCGUGAGUUGCGAGCAAUGGUGCUAAUUUAUCAUGCCUCCCUGACUUGCUUUGCUAUAUCCUUAUACUAGCGUCUUGAUGGCGAAAGCAAAAAGGAUUCAGGACUUUCAUCCAUCUUACCGCGA
Verruconis gallopava is the source of this 1956-nucleotide messenger RNA. RefSeq lists its product as uncharacterized. The coding region runs from base 185 to 1735 and encodes 516 amino acids. The record is from RefSeq and is a predicted model, not a curated record. Gene Ontology annotation, molecular function: protein serine/threonine phosphatase activity. The transcript has a single exon. NCBI's taxonomy places the organism in Eukaryota, Fungi, Ascomycota, Dothideomycetes, Venturiales, Sympoventuriaceae. Gene Ontology annotation, biological process: protein dephosphorylation.